Coffea arabica (coffee) is the source of this 947-nucleotide messenger RNA. The record is from RefSeq and is a predicted model, not a curated record. NCBI's taxonomy places the organism in Eukaryota, Viridiplantae, Streptophyta, Magnoliopsida, Gentianales, Rubiaceae.
CCCACCUUCAGAAUCUUGAAACCUUGCUUGUGAAGGGGUUGAAAGGUAGAAUAUUACUACCUUAUGCUAUAUGGAGCAUGGAAAAAUUGAGACAUCUCCAUGUAAAAAAUUAUGCUACCAUCACCCUGCAAGAUGGCGAAAGCACAAUUUUCUCCAAAGUACUUAAUUUGGUCAGUCUUUCCUAUCCAUAUCUCAUUUAUGGUAUAGGUAUAGAGAAUAUCAUGAGGAGAUUGGUCAAACUUCGGAAACUGAGGUGCGUGUUUUCAGAAUUACGGGAUGAUACUGGAAAGUACAAUCAGUUUCCAAUUAUGAAUUUUCUAACCGAGCUUGAGUCCCUCAACAUACUCUACUCAGGCCGCAUUGGUCUUCCUUGUAAGUUUGACUUCCCAUUGAAUCUCAGGAAGUUAACUCUGUCAAAGUUUCGCUUGCCAUGGGAUUGUAUUUCGGACAUUGGGAGAUUACCCAACCUUGAGGUUCUCAAAUUACUGUCUAAGGCCUUUGAGGGCAAAGUGUGGGAGAUGAAAGAAGGAGAAUUCCUUAAACUUAAAUUUUUGAAGCUAGACAGUCUAAACCUUUCUGAAUGGAAAGCCUGUAGUGAUCACCUGCCGCAGCUUCAGCACCUAAUUUUGCAAAGUUGCAGGCAGCUCAAGGAGGUCCCCUCUGGUUUUGGGGAUAGCUCUACUCUGGAGAUGAUUGAGGUGCAAAUGUACACUAGCUCUCUUGCAGAGUCUGUGAGACGGCUUCAGGAGGAGCUAGAAGACAUGGGGAAUGAGCUGAAGGUCCUUGUUGAAUUUUCGGACACGGAUUUUUGAUCACCUCUGAAAUUUAUGGUAGAACUUUGGCAUGUUAUUCUAUAUGUAGAAGAGUCUGUGAGACGGCUUCCAAGAGGAACAACUUGACACGGGAAGUGAGCUGAAGGCCCUUGUUUGAUCGUUCCGACAUGCUAU